Oncorhynchus keta (chum salmon) is the source of this 3735-nucleotide messenger RNA. RefSeq names its product cell death-inducing p53-target protein 1. The transcript is spliced from 6 exons. Bases 448 to 1071 code for a protein of 207 amino acids. Gene Ontology annotation, molecular function: zinc ion binding. Gene Ontology annotation, biological process: tumor necrosis factor-mediated signaling pathway; intrinsic apoptotic signaling pathway in response to DNA damage by p53 class mediator. NCBI's taxonomy places the organism in Eukaryota, Metazoa, Chordata, Actinopteri, Salmoniformes, Salmonidae. The record is from RefSeq and is a predicted model, not a curated record.
CAAUGCAAACACGUUUCCCAUGCCAAUAAAGCCCAUUUGAAUUGAACUGAUUUCUUUCCGAGUUCUGAACGCUGCAUCUUUCUAGAGUUCCGACUUUCCGACCUGAAGCUCGCCAACGUCGUGAUUUGACCUCGUUUUUUUCGCCGAGUUCCCAGUUGUCUUGAAAGCACCACAAGAGGCGGAUGUUGAGUAGAUGAAUGAUAAACAGACGAGCUAACGGUUGUCAUCAUUUGACUUCCCUGCAAACAGGCUUGUGAUAUAGCUGUCGUCAUCACCUAAUUCCAAUUGUGUGGAAGAGACAACACAUCAGGCUGUUGGACCUGACGGAAGAGCAGGCUCUGUAGGUGGAAACUCCCCACUGUCAUCAGCAGACUGGCUGAGUGAGUUCAAGGCCAGUGGUGAGUGGAGCUUCUACCCCAGGCCCCCCCAUCCAAAGGUCCAGUCAGCAUGUCCAGCGACCCCCCUCCUCCCUACCCCGGAGGUCCCAGCGCCCCUCUUAUCAAGGAGAAGAAUGGACAGCCAGCCAUUCCGGGCUCGGCGGUCCCUGUAUCGACGGGUCCUCCUCAGGGACACCCCCUGCCUCCAGACUAUGGCCCUCCACCCUACGAGGCCACGCUACAGCCAGGCUUCUUGCCGCCACACGUCCCAGGAGAUGGGGCCAUGCCCAUACCACAUGGUGGCUUCUACCCUCCGCCAGGUCACUUUGGCCCAGGGCAGUUUGGCCCGGGGCAGUUUGGCCCGGGGCCCAUUCAAUUUGGGCCUGUGGCAGGUCAGACGGCUCACACGGUGCUGGUACCCCCUGGGACAGCUACCACAGUGACCGUGCUACAGGGGGAGAUAUUCCAGACAGCACCUGUACAGACUGUGUGUCACCACUGCCAGCAGCCCAUCAUCACCCGUAUCAACCACAGCGUGGGCCUCAUGAACGCUGUCUUCUGCCUCUUCUGCUUCUUUGUUGGGUGUGAUCUGGGUUGCUGCUUGAUUCCCUGUCUGAUCGACGAUCUCAAGGAUGUGAUACACACCUGCCCCUACUGCAAGGGCUACAUCUACACAUACAAGCGCAUCUGCUAACCACCAACUGACAGACACGUGUACAGUGGGGCAAAAAAGUAUUUAGUCAGCCACCAAUUGUGCAAGUUCUCCCACUUAAAAAGAUGAGAGAGGCCUGUAAUUCAUCAUAGGUACACUUCAACUAUGACAGACAAAAUGAGAAGAAAAAUCACACUAUAGGAUUUUAAAAAUGAAUUUAUUUGCAAAUUAUGGUGGAAAAUAAGUAUUUGGUCACCUACAAACAAGCAAGAUUUCUGGCUCUCACAGACCUGUAACUUCUUCUUUAAGAGGCUCCUCUGUCCUCCACUUGUUACCUGUAUUAAUGGCACCAGUUUGAACUUGUUAUCAGUAUAAAAGACACCUGUCCACAACCUCAAACAGUCACACUCCAAACUCCACUAUGGACCAAAGGACACCAGAAACAAAAUUGUAGACCUGCACCAGGCUGGGAAGACUGAAUCUGCAACAGGUAAGCAGCUUGGUCUGAAGAAAUCAACUGUGGGAGCAAUUAUUAGGAAAUGGAAGACCUACAAGACCACUGGUAAUCUCCCUUGAUCUGGGGCUCCAUGCAAGAUCUCACCCCAUGGGGUCAAAAUGAUCACAAGAACGGUGAGCAAAAAUCCCAGAACUACACGGGGGGACCUAGUGAAUGACCUGCAGAGAGCUGGGACCAAAGUAACAAAGCCUACCAUCAGUAACACAUUACGCCGCCAGGGACUCAAAUCCUGCAGUGCCAGACGUGUCCAGGCCCGUCUGAAGUUUGCUAGAGAGCAUUUGGAUGAUCCAGAAGAAGAUUGGGAGAAUGUCAGAUGAAACCAAAAUAUAACUUUUUGGUAAAAACUUGUUUUGUUUGGAGGACAAAGAAUGCUGAGUUGCAUCCAAAGAACACCAUACCUACUUUGAAGCAUGGGGGUGGAAACAUCAUGCUUUGGGGCUGUUUUUCUGCAAAGGGACCAGGAUGACUGAUCCAUGUAAAGGAAAUAAUGAAUAGGGUCAUGUAUCGUGAGAUUUUGAGUGAAAACCUCCUUCCAUCAGCAAGGGCAUUGAAGAUUAAACGUGGCUGGGUCUUUCAGCAUGACAAUGAUCCCAAACACACCGCCCGGGCAAUGAAGGAGUGGCUUCGUAAGAAGCAUUUCAAGGUCCUGGAGUGGCUUAGCCAGUCUCCAGAUCUCAACCCCAUAGAAAAUCUUUGAAAAUCUGUGUUGCCCAGCAACAGCCCAAAACAUCACUGCUCUAGAGGAGAUCUGCAUGGAGGAAUGGGCCAAAAUACCAGCAACAGUGUGUGAAAACCUUGUGAAGACUUACAGAAAACGUUUGACCUCUGUCAUUGCCAACAAAGGGUAUAUAACAAAGUAUUGAGAAACUUUUGUUAUUGACCAAAUACUUAUUUUCCACCAUUUCCAAAUUAAAUUCCUUAAAAAUCCUACAAUGUGAUUUUCUGGAUUUUUUUCCUUCUCAUUUUGUCUGUCAUAGUUGAAGUGUACCUAUGAUGAAAAUUACAGGCCUCAUCUUUUUAAGUAGGAGAACUUGCACAAAAACUUGCAUAAUUGACUAAAUACUUUUUUUUUGCCCCACCGUAUCAACUCAACUCUUAUGCACACAUUAACUCACAGCUCCUCAUGGUUGUAGUUGCAGCCUAUGUUCUUUCUCCAACAUUUGCUCAGUGUGUCGUGCUUCAUUUAGCCCUCCUAACUUUACCCUCACUUUCUAAAGCACUUACUUGUUCACACUCACUAUAUUUACUGUAUAUCAUAGGAGGCUGGUGGGAGGAGCUGUAAGAGGACAGGCUCAUUGUAAUGGCUGGAAUGGAAUCCAUGGAACAGAGUCCAACACGUUGUCCAUGUGUUUGAUUUGUUUGGUACUAUUCCAUUGAUUCCAUUCCAGCCAUUACAAUGAGCCUGUCCUCCUAUAGCUCCUCCCACCAGCCACCUCUGCUAUAUUUAUUGUCCAGACUCAAUUACCUAGCUAUGUACAGGCAUUUAGAUAAGUGCUAGAUAGACACAUCACACAGGACCGAACCUGCUCUAAAAACAGAAACUUAUAACAAUUGAGAAAAGAUGAGUUGCAGACAAGGUACAUCUUGCAUACUUUAUAAAAAACUUCUUUGGUUACAGGAAGGCUUUGAAUUUGACAUUUAUGGAGCAAACUUGAGGGGUAGAGAAAGGUCACACUUUGGGAAAGCUGUAAACAUUUGUCACUUUAAUCAAAAUUGUCAGCAAUCAUCAGCAAUUGCAGGGUCAGUAUUUUGUUUUUGUAAUUAUUUAAUGUAAUUUAACAUGUUAAUAUUGAGGACAAGGAAGGUUAUGUCCAUGUCUGAGACCUACUUUAUGUUUAUGUUCUAAUCACCCUGUUUGUCCUACAACCUUAAUGUAUAUCCAAUUCAAAUGUUACAAGGAAAUAACCAUGUAUCAGAUUUGUUAGGACAAACUCGAGUCGGUAAGACUGAGUUAAUUUGAGUUGUUCUCACUGAAGUGAGAGAAGUAUGUGUUACUGUCUUUUUAAAUCCUCUAUUGUGCUUUGUCACUUGAUGUCCAGUGAAUUUUGCUAGAGCUGUUACACAAUAAUGCCAGUCAUGUCCAUAUUAAUGUAUUACAUUUUGAUAAUGAAGAAAAUGUGUGCUUGUAUUGCGAAUGCACAAGUUCCCAUGUGAAAUUUCAUACAUUCAUAAAACCAUAAUUGCCAUGA